Messenger RNA from Drosophila persimilis, 1854 nucleotides. RefSeq lists its product as uncharacterized. NCBI's taxonomy places the organism in Eukaryota, Metazoa, Arthropoda, Insecta, Diptera, Drosophilidae. The coding region runs from base 1 to 1854 and encodes 617 amino acids. The transcript has a single exon. The record is from RefSeq and is a predicted model, not a curated record.
AUGUCGUCGCAUCUGUGGCUCCUAGUGGGCCUCCCUGUGGUGGCUUUGGCCGCUCUGCGUCCGGUGCAAUUAUACCAGAUGACACCAUUGUCGGCGGCUGCUAUGGACAUACUGGAGAAGCAAGUGAGUUCCACCCAAAGCACAUUGGGGGUGAUUGAGCUGAUUGCAGAGGACCAUGACCAUGGCCACGUCCAUCGAGACCACCGGCAGCAGGAGCUGCUCACCUCGAUCCUGCGGCGGACGGGCACCUCGAUGGCGCUGCGGCUGAACCAGGAGACCCCCAGCAUGCUACCAGCGUCCUAUGUCCUCAUCCUGGUCAACUCGGCGGAGGCGUUUCGAUCGCUCAGAGUUCAUUUUACAAAAGCGCCACAGAGGCAGGAGUUCAACUUCCUAAUUGUGCUGACGCGGCGCCUCGGCAGAAAGGCGGAGAGACUGGAGGCGAUGCGGGACAUAUUUUUAACCUGUGUGAAGCGGUUUCACACGAUGAAUGCCAUCAUUCUGACCCAGCGGAACGACGGAGUGGUGGUCACAUAUGGCUUUCGACUCUACAGCAGGGAUUGCAAGCUCACCCUGAGCUUGGACCUGCUCAACCGAUUCGAAAAUGGAUCGUUUCGUCACACGACGGGCCGAAUCUUCGACCGGGUCCUAGGCAGCCUCGGCGGAUGCCCGGUCAGCGUCAGUUGGUAUCCGGUUCCGCCUUUCGUCCACUUCUUGGGUGACAUGGAUGACCCCGAGGAGCGGAAAGAGGUGUGGCGGUUAACCGGUAUCGAUGGUGAGAUUAUCAAGGUCCUGUCCAAGGUCUUCAAUUUCAGCAUCAAGCUCAUGCCGCCGUGUAAAAAGCAACGGACCUGCAACGGGAGCUGCAGCAGCUGCUUCGACCAGCUAAAUAACGGCACCUCCUCGGUGCUGAUCGGAGCGAUGAGUGGCUCACACGCGAACAGAAGUCAGUUCACUACGACCGUAUCCUACCACCAGAGCUCUCUCGUGUUUGUGGUGAAUAUAAAAUCCCAGAUAGGGGCCGUAGCACAGCUGCUGGUGCCUUUCUCCUCGACUGUCUGGCUGGCUCUGGUCGUAAGCUGCAGCCUCGUUGUGUUUGUUUUUUGGCUGAAGCGUAGGCGCCGAAAUGGCGCCGAUAUUGCUGUCCAGUCACUGCUCGUGCUCACCACCCUGCUGGGAAAUCCACUGGAGACGUUCCAGCUGCCUACGACCAGUAGGCAGCGGAUGUUGUACUCCCUCUGGCUGUUCCUGGUGCUGGUGCUAAGGGUCGUCUACCAGGGCAAGUUGUAUGACUCGUUCCGCUCGCCGUACAACCCGCCCUUGCCCAGCAAAAUAUCCCAGCUGAUUGCCGAGAACUACACGCUGAUCAGCCAGGAGUACUACGACUACUAUCCGCACAACCUGACCGUUCUCUUCACGGAAAGCACUCAGGACCGCUUCGACCGCAUUCAGAGGGAUGGCGAGGACGAACGCUUGACCACCACCGCCCUGAUCGCGAACAUUGGCUAUAACAAUAGGAUAAACUGGCAAACCAGUCAUCUGACCCAUGUCCGGGAGCACAUCUUCCUCUACCAGCUCGUCAUGUAUCUGCACGUUCACUCCCUCCUAAAGUUUGGCUUCGAUCGGAAGCUCAAGCAGCUGCAGUCCUCUGGAAUUAUCGGCUACAUCGUCCACGACUUUGAUCGGCCCCAGUACCGGGUGCCACCAACGGAACCCCACGAGAUCUCUCCGCUCCCGUUGGAGGUCUUCUGCGGCCUUUACUUCAUCGCCACGAUUCUCCUGACUGCCGCUGUCCUGGCCUUUCUCGUGGAGCUACUCAGUGUGCGCGUGGCCUGGCUGAGGCGAUACCUGGUCUAG